CUUGGUUGUGUUUUGUAGUUAGCGAAUUGCUUGUCUUUGGUUGUCAUUUCUGACAGAUAAAUGGCUUCCAAGGAAGGUUUUAAACAAGAUAUGCCCCCUGAAGGGGGCUACAAGCCCAUUCCAUACAAAAGAAUUCCUGCCAAAACCUUCUUCAGCGGUUGGGCCAUUAUAGGGGGAUAUUUGGGCAUGACAGCCGGUGCCGCUUACAUUUACUACUUGAACUGCAAAGCUGUGCACGCCCGCGAACUGGAAGCCAGAAGUGCCAGCUUUGCCAUAUAUCCAAUGCUGUUGGCCGAAAGGGACAGAGCAUACCUUAAACAACUCCGCAGAAACAGGGAAGAAGAACGCGAACUCAUGAAAAACGUUGAGGGAUGGAAAGUGGGCACCUGGUAUGGUGAACCCAUUUAUCAGACCAAAGAUCCAGACACCCUCAACCCACAAACCUACCAUGAAUACUAUGUGCACAAUUCGUGGAAGGAUUACCAGAAGAGAGGCAACCUUGCACUUUUGUCAUAAACUUAUUGGUUUAUGUAGCUCUGUUAGUUUAAUAUAUGAGUAAUUUAAG
This is a messenger RNA of Aethina tumida (small hive beetle), 565 nucleotides long. RefSeq names its product NADH dehydrogenase [ubiquinone] 1 alpha subcomplex subunit 13 (gene ND-B16.6). The transcript is spliced from 2 exons. The record is from RefSeq and is a predicted model, not a curated record. The coding region runs from base 61 to 516 and encodes 151 amino acids. NCBI's taxonomy places the organism in Eukaryota, Metazoa, Arthropoda, Insecta, Coleoptera, Nitidulidae.